Megalopta genalis is the source of this 3969-nucleotide messenger RNA. RefSeq names its product transcription elongation factor SPT5. The record is from RefSeq and is a predicted model, not a curated record. Gene Ontology annotation, cellular component: DSIF complex. Gene Ontology annotation, molecular function: mRNA binding; protein binding. NCBI's taxonomy places the organism in Eukaryota, Metazoa, Arthropoda, Insecta, Hymenoptera, Halictidae. Gene Ontology annotation, biological process: transcription elongation-coupled chromatin remodeling; regulation of DNA-templated transcription elongation; transcription elongation by RNA polymerase II.
UUCAAAUAUUAUCAUAAAGAUAUAAGAGACUAUGGGAAAUAAAAAUAAGUGUGGCUUAUUGUUUAUAUCCAGUACAUACUUUUGGCUGGCGUUUAGUUCUACUGUUGAUCUCGUGGGUCUUGUUGAUCUAACCUAAUAAUCCUACUGCUUAGUAAUAUUCGCGUGUGACAAGAAUCGUAUAAUUUCUUGGCGAAAUGUCGGAUUCAGAGGCGAGUAAUAUUUCGGAUAAUGAGAGCGAACGUGGAGGCGGUGGCAGCGAAAGCGAACAGGAUGAAAAUCGUUCUGUGAAGUCUGCAGCUGGUAGCGAUGCCGGCAGCGUCGGAGAAAAAUCACGUAGCGUUUCCCGGAGUAGAAGUCCGUCUAGAUCACGUUCAAGAAGUCCUAGCAGGUCUCGAUCACGAUCACGAUUCCGGUCGGCAUCUGGUUCAGAGGAUGGCAGAGGAGACGAAGCAGAAGAAGCUAGGUCUGGAGAUGAAGAAGUGGUGGAACCAGAAGAAGAACCAGAAGGAGAAGAUUUGGAUGAAAGCAGUGAAUAUGAUGAAGAGGAGGAGGAAGAAGAUGACGACAGACCUAGAAAGAAAAAGAAAAAGGAUAAGUAUGGUGGUUUCAUCAUAGACGAGGCUGAAGUAGAUGAUGAGGUCGAGGAUGAUGACGAAUGGGAGGAGGGUGCACAAGAAAUUGGUAUUGUGGGGAAUGAAGUAGAUGAGUUAGGUCCUACUGCUAGGGAAAUUGAAGGAAGACGCAGAGGAACUAAUUUGUGGGAUUCUCAGAAAGAAGAUGAAAUAGAAGAAUACUUGAGAAAGAAGUAUGCAGACGAGUCUGUGGCAGCUCGCCAUUUCGGAGAUGGUGGUGAAGAGAUGAGUGAUGAAAUUACCCAGCAGACUUUACUACCAGGUGUAAAAGAUCCUAAUUUAUGGAUGGUAAAAUGCCGCAUUGGAGAGGAGAAGACAACUGUGCUUCUACUUAUGCGGAAGUUCAUAACGUAUCAAAUGUCAAAUGAACCGCUUCAAAUCAAAUCUGUUGUCGCGCCUGAGGGUGUAAAAGGUUAUAUUUACAUAGAGGCUUACAAACAGCCGCAUGUAAAAGCCGCUAUCGAGAAUGUUGGAAAUUUAAGAAUGGGUAUCUGGAAGCAACAAAUGGUACCGAUUAAGGAAAUGACUGAUGUGUUACGCGUGGUCAAAGAACAGACAGGCUUGAAAGCAAAGCAAUGGGUUAGAUUGAAGAGGGGCAUUUAUAAAGAUGAUAUAGCUCAAGUUGAUUACGUUGAUUUGGCACAGAAUCAGGUUCACUUAAAGCUAUUGCCCAGAAUCGACUAUACAAGGCCACGCGGGGCUUUGAGAACAGCGCAAAGUGAAUCCGAAGCUUUGAAACGAAAAAAGAAGAGAAGACCAGCAGCAAAGCCGUUUGACCCUGAAGCUAUUCGAGCAAUUGGUGGAGAAGUUACUAGUGACGGUGAUUUCUUAAUAUUCGAAGGAAACAGAUACAGCAGAAAGGGAUUCCUGUACAAAAAUUUUACAACAAGCGCCAUCAUCGCGGAAGGUGUAAAACCAACUCUCUCCGAAUUGGAAAGAUUUGAAGAAGCUCCCGAAGGUGUUGAAAUAGAUUUAAGUGGAGGUCCAGUGUCUGGAAACAAAGAGGAUACUGCUGUGAUACAUUCCUUCAGUACUGGUGACAAUGUCGAAGUAUGCGAGGGUGAAUUGAUCAAUUUGCAAGGAAAAAUCGUUUCGAUAGACGGAAACAUGAUAAUGGUCAUGCCCAAACACGAAGAACUGAAGGAAGCAUUAGAAUUUCAAGCGUCAGAAUUGCGAAAGUACUUCACCAUGGGAGAUCACGUGAAAGUUGUUGCCGGAAGGUACGAAGGUGACACAGGCCUAAUCGUUCGGGUAGAACAAAAUAGAGUGGUUUUAUUCUCUGACCUGUCGAUGCACGAGCUCGAGGUCCUUCCUAGAGAUUUGCAACUUUGUUCCGACAUGGCCACCGGUGUGGACAGCUUAGGUCAGUUCCAGUGGGGCGAUUUAGUACAAUUGGAUGCACAAACAGUAGGUGUAAUUGUUCGUCUUGAACGCGAGAAUUUCCAUGUCCUGUCCAUGCAUGGAAAAGUGCUAGAAGCUAGACCUCAAGGCUUAACAAAACGUCGGGAGAACAGAAACGCGGUUGCGUUGGACUCACAGCAAAAUACCAUACAGAAGAAGGACAUUGUGAAGGUGGUGGAUGGCCCCCAUGCUGGAAGAGGUGGCGAGAUCAAACAUCUGUACAGAAGUUUCGCGUUUCUACAUUCAAGGAUGUUCGUAGACAACGGUGGAAUAUUCGUUUGCAAAACGAGACACUUGCAACUCUCUGGCGGGAACAAGUCUGGCAUGAAUUCUAUGACACCAGUAGCAGGAUUUAUGUCACCGAGAAUAGCUUCGCCGAUGCAUCCUAGCGGAGGUGGCUUUGCCAGAGGCGGUGGCGGUGGUGGAGGAAGAGGCGGCAGAAACCGCGGUGGCGGAGUCCGCCGAGACAGAGAACUAAUAGGAACCACCAUAAAGAUAACCGGUGGACCAUACAAAGGAAAUGUCGGAAUUGUAAAGGAUACCACGGAGACGACAGUACGCGUGGAGUUGCAUUCCUCCUGUCAGACCAUCUCCGUGGACAGAUCGCAUAUUGCGAAUGUCAGUGUGCCGACCAGAGAUGGUGGCUUUAGCAGCUACAACAGAACACCAGCUUACGUUGCCGGCAGUCAAACUCCGAUGUAUGCCAGAGAUGGAUCGAAAACACCUAUGCAUGGUUCACAGACACCUAUGUAUGAGAAUGGUUCUCGUACACCUCAUUAUGGCUCGAUGACACCGUCCCAUGACGGCUCACGAACACCGGGACAAUCGGGAGCCUGGGACCCAGCGGUUACUAACACUCCCGCAAGAACAAAUGACUUUGACAGUUACAGCAUGGAGGAAGGUGGAUCUCCAGGUUAUGCUCCAGGUUACCCUUCCACCGGUGGUCCGUUUACGCCACAAACACCCGGCACAAUGUAUGGGUCAGAGCAGAGUUUCAGCUCGUACCAACCGAGUCCUAGUCCAGCUGGGAGUGCAACAGCUAGUCCUAGUCCUGCAGGCUACGUUGCUACUCCUUCACCAAGUGGUACUGGAUACACCACCAGUCCACAUGGAGCCUUUGCUACUCCCUCACCGAUGGGCUAUAGUCCAAUGACUCCUGGAGUUGCAGGUAGUCCCUAUAAUCCGCAAACACCAGGUGCAGGUCUGGAUACCAGUAUCGGGGCUGGCAUCAUAGGAGGAACCGAAUGGCAUACUACAGACAUUGAAGUUAGAAUUCGGGAUACUCAUCAGGAUACUUUGCUCGCUGGACAACAGGGUGUUAUUCGAGGAAUAUCCGGUGGCAUGUGCGCUGUCUUUUUGCCAGUCGAAGAUAGAGUCGUGAACCUGGUCUGCGAGGAACUUGAACCAGUGGUACCCUCGCGAGGCGACAGGGUCAAGGUCAUAAUCGGUGAAGACAGAGAAGCUGUAGGCACACUACUUUCCAUAGACAACCAAGAGGGUGUAGUGAAACUGAACAAGGACGAGGUGAAGAUGUUGCAUCUGCGAUUCUUAUGUAAAAUGAAGCCCGCGAACACGUAAUUAUCCAUUCCAAGAUAGAUCGCGAAUGGGGGGUACUAUUGUAUGUAUGUAUAAGUUAACCACAAAAUUUCGCGGUGUACCGCGCUUUGUGUUCACGUAGCUACUAAAAUGAAUACAUAUCAUUACUGUAAAAAAAAACUAGAGUGAACCCCCUUUUUGCAAUGACAAAGACACAAAUAUAAUUUUAAGAAUUCGAUAAAAAGAUCAAUUAUGUUUACUUAUAAACCUGCCUAUGUUCCACAGGCAUCUCUAUUUAAUAAUAACGGCCCUUUUCAGGGCCUCAACUUCAUUCUAGCCUCAUUCACUGCAGAGGUGAUAAUGUCGGUGCGAUAAUAAAAUACCAUUUUCUAUUAACCCA